UGGAAGAGAAUCAGUCGUGUGUAAUCUUCUAUGCGCAUGCGCAGUAUUUACACUAUUCCGGUUCGGGGAAGACCAAAUCAAAAGGAAAAGAAGACAAAUAUUAUAUUCUGUCAUAUAAAAUACACACAUUAUCAAUGGCACUGAAGAGAAUAAAUAAAGAACUGCAGGACCUUGGCAGAGAUCCACCAGCUCAAUGUUCAGCAGGUCCAGUUGGUGAUGAUUUAUUUCACUGGCAAGCAACCAUCAUGGGCCCACCUGAAAGUCCCUACCAGGGUGGAGUGUUCUUCCUGACUAUACAUUUCCCUACUGACUACCCAUUUAAACCACCAAAGGUUGCCUUUACCACUAGAAUAUAUCACCCAAAUAUAAACAGCAAUGGUAGUAUUUGUUUAGACAUCUUGAGGUCACAGUGGUCCCCAGCCCUGACAAUAUCAAAAGUGUUGCUGUCAAUCUGCUCACUUCUCACGGACCCGAACCCAGAUGACCCACUGGUGCCAGACAUAGCACGUAUCUUCAAAACAGAUCGAACAAAAUACAACAACACGGCGAAAGAGUGGACAAAGAAAUAUGCGCAAUAGACGGCAUAUUAAUUUGCACUAAAAAGUGUCUAUAAUGUGAUACUGUGGCCAAUGUUUGGGGGUUAAUUACAUUUGAAGUACAUUGCAACAUCACAUUAUGUUUCAUGUGAUUGCGUAAUUGUAGACAACAUGAUCGUUGAUUAAUUAGGUAAGGUGCAAUCGCUUUUUAGUAAGUGCUGAUCUUGUUUUGUAUUGAAUUUUAAACUUUCAUUUCUGUUAAUGAACAUGGUGUAUUAUUUAAAAAAAAUAUAUACAUGUAUUGAUUAAAAAAAUACACAUCUCAUUAAAAUAUUUCUUAAGUUUUAUACAAGAGUCAAUUGCCUGCUGAUUUUUUUUUAAAUUGAAGUAAACAGGAAAUGAAAUGCUUUUGUUUUGAUGUGUAUGUAGGAAUAAUAAGAUUGUGAAGAGAAUUUCAGUAAAUUUACAGGGAUACAUGAACAAAAACUGUAUGCUUGUUGAUUCUUAUUUAGUUGAGAUUAUUAUUCUCAUUGAAUAACUUUGUAUUUCAUUAUUGGGCAGUUGAGACUAUGUACAUUCAUGCACCGAUAUGCAAGUCUGACAUGAACGUUAUUUGACUGAUUUAUGUGUACUGCAAUUCUUUUUCAAAUGUUUAUGUAAAUGUAGUUCUUUUUAAUUGUAUGUUUUGUAUUGAAUCAGUAUGUACAACUAUUUUUAAGUUAACUUUUUAAGAAUAAUUAGAAUCUUUCCCAGCUAUUCUAUUUGAUAAGAAUCACAAUGUUCUUAAGGCUCAAACAUUUCUUAAGUGUAAGAAUGGUGAAACAAGUUUUUAUUUGUUUUUGUAGAGAAAUUAAAUGCUUUUGCCAGCCAAAUGCCAUGGUUUUGCUUAAAGAAAUAGCGGCCCUAAUAAUCAUUAUAAUAAUUGAUCGUCGUGACAGUUUGUCCCCAUGUUACUUAAUUUAUUGCUCAAUAUCAUAAAGGGGCCGUUAAUCCGAUAAUAACUCCCAUAAGACUUGACAAUAGCAGUAAAAACACUGUUUGUAACACUUACACGCUUCAAUGAUUUCAAUACUCUGCACUGUAGGUCGCUUACAUUGUCGUAAAUCAAUAUUUACAACUGACAGACGCUGGCUGCUAAUGCUCGGUCGCGUGCUUUCGAUUCAUGGUAUACAUUUUUGGAUAGGAUUAAACCAAUUUUUUUUUAAUUCGCCACUUUAAAAAAAAAAAUUGGAGCCACUUUUAAAAAUUUAGCGCCAUUUGGCGCCGGGGAUCGACAGCGAAACCCCUGAAAGUUCAUUUUGUUCUGUUUCGUUAUUGGCUAAUGUCACUGUUUGCUGUUAUCCCAUGUGAAUGAUGUUUGGACAUAGUUUACGUCGUUAAAGUGCUUCAAUUAGCAUGUGUGCUGGACUUGAAAUAACUGUGGUCUAUGGCUGCUACCACUGACUACUUGCAUUAAUGAACACAUUUCUGUUAAUUUUUGUGUCAUUUUGAAUUGUUUAUACCUGUACACAAAUAUUUUAGUGCUUAAUUAAUAUGUGGACUAAUAACUUACAGAAUGUUCCUAGUGUCGUUUAUUAAAUGCUCAUCCUUCUCA
Dreissena polymorpha is the source of this 2130-nucleotide messenger RNA. RefSeq names its product ubiquitin-conjugating enzyme E2-17 kDa-like. The coding region runs from base 135 to 578 and encodes 147 amino acids. Gene Ontology annotation, cellular component: nucleus. The record is from RefSeq and is a predicted model, not a curated record. Gene Ontology annotation, biological process: protein polyubiquitination; ubiquitin-dependent protein catabolic process. Gene Ontology annotation, molecular function: ubiquitin conjugating enzyme activity. Lineage: Eukaryota; Metazoa; Mollusca; Bivalvia; Myida; Dreissenidae. The transcript has 6 exons.